Antrostomus carolinensis (chuck-will's-widow) is the source of this 846-nucleotide messenger RNA. RefSeq names its product lactadherin-like. The annotation marks the transcript as partial. Gene Ontology annotation, molecular function: signaling receptor activity. The record is from RefSeq and is a predicted model, not a curated record. NCBI's taxonomy places the organism in Eukaryota, Metazoa, Chordata, Aves, Caprimulgiformes, Caprimulgidae. The transcript is spliced from 6 exons. Gene Ontology annotation, cellular component: plasma membrane.
ACUUCUGUGAUGUAAACCACUGUCAGAACGGGGGCACCUGCCUGACCGGGAUUAAUGAGACCCCUUUCUUCUGCAUCUGCCCUGAGGGCUAUGUUGGGAUUGACUGCAAUGAGACAGAGAAAGGCCCCUGCCAUCCCAAUCCUUGCCACAACAAUGGCGAGUGCCAGCUAGUCCCAAACCGGGGGGACGUCUUCACCGACUACAUCUGCAAGUGCCCCGCGGGGUAUGAUGGGGUGCACUGCCAGAACAACAAGAACGAGUGCUACUCCCAGCCUUGCAAAAACGGAGGCACCUGCCUGGACCUGGAUGGUGACUAUGCUUGCAAGUGUCCUUCUCCAUUCUUGGGGAAGACCUGCCAUGUCCGCUGUGCCGUUCUCCUGGGCAUGGAAGGAGGAGCCAUCUCUGAUGCCCAGCUCUCGGCUUCUUCUGUCUACUACGGCUUCCUCGGCCUCCAGCGCUGGGGACCAGAGCUCGCCCGCCUCAACAACCACGGCAUUGUCAACGCCUGGACCUCCAGCAACUAUGACAAGAGUCCCUGGAUCCAGGCCAACCUGCUGCGGAAGAUGCGGCUGAGCGGGAUCAUCACGCAAGGCGCUCGCCGCGUGGGCCAGCCAGAGUACGUCCGCGCCUACAAAGUCGCCUACAGCCUGGACGGGCGGUCGUUCACCUUCUGCAAGGAUGAGAAGCAGGACACGGACAAGGUUUUCCAAGGGAACAUGGACUAUGGCACCAUGCAGACCAACAUGUUCAACCCUCCCAUCACUGCCCAGUACAUCCGCAUCUACCCCGUGAUGUGCCGCCGCGCCUGCACGCUGCGCUUUGAACUCAUCGGCUGCGAGAUGAACG